UAUAACCGUCUCUCAAUCUCUCUCCUUUGGGAUUUCAAAGCCGCUUCCGCACAAAAGGAGCUUCCGAGCGAUUUUCUGCCCAAAGAGGGCGAACGAAAAAGCUAAUCGUCUUUCUCCCUUCUUCUUCGCGACACCUGCUUCGAGAAUCCGUACGAUCAUGGCGUCUGUGAUCCGACUGUCCCAUCUUUCAAUCCAUCGCUUUCUCUCACCUUAGCUUGUACAAAAGACAAAUCUCAGAUUCUCUCUCAUAUCUUUGGAUUCCGGUUUGAUGCUCGAUCCCUUCAAAUAGAGGAGGAAGAUACUUGCAAGUGAUGUGCUGAUAACUUCUUUGUUACGUGAUAUUCUCUAGGGAUUUUGUGAACACACAAAACUCUGCUUCUGAGCUUGUUGUAUUGUAAACUUACAAUGGAUGACGGUAAACUUCAAAGUGAUGAUGGGAACACAAAGGAUCACGGAAAUGGUGUUCUCGACCAAUGUACUUCUUCUGGUGGGGAAGGUUUAGCUUUGCACAAAGUGAAUGGGACUCUUAAUAGUAGUAAAGACACUGGGCAGCUGGAUGGGAAUUCAGAAGGAAAAUCUCAUCUGGCAGAGAGUGAAACAGUUCAAUCUUCUAUGGGGAAAGUUGAAGGCCAGCCAAUUAUCCAUGAGGAAGGAAAACGUGUGUCUGUUUCUAAGGAAUCUGGAAAGAAAGAUCUUGAUCAAGCAAAGCAUUCCAAGUCACAUAAGGGUCAAGGGAAGGCCAAGAAAUCUUCUUCUGGGAAUGAGAUGCCGUCAAGCCCCAAACGUACUGUAGCGACUUGGGUGAAAAAGAGCAAAGAUGGGAAGCAGGAGGAGACUGCUUCUGUUUCGAAUGGUUCACUCACUUCAACUUCCCGUUCAAAGAAGUCUUCAGCCCUUGCAACUAACAGGGGUUCAUUUAAUGGAAGGCAGGGUGUUGAACGCAAUGCAAGUGUUGAUUUGAAUGGGCCUGCAAGAUCAACAUCUGCACCAAGCUCUACUCUUAAUUCCAAGUUGUCUGGAAACUCUAAAUCAUCUUCACCCACCAAUAUCUCACAGCAUGAAGGCCUGAAGGAGCAGGUAAAAGAUCUUAAGCCUCUGAAACAGGGGAUGCCAAAUAAAGUUGAAGAGCGCCCUCGUUCUUCUUCUUUAAGUCCCACUGCUGCAGGUUCACAACCCCGAAGAGUGGGCUCUACUCCUUCCUAUAGCUUUAAUUUUAGAUGCAAUGAACGGGCUGAGAAAAGGAAGGAGUUCUACACUAAGCUUGAGGAAAAGAUUCAUGCAAAGGAAGUGGAGAAAACUACCAUGCAGGCCAAAUCUAAGGAAACUCAAGAGGCAGAGAUUAAGCUGCUCAGGAAGAGCCUAACUUUUAAAGCAACACCUAUGCCAAGUUUCUAUCAGGAACCGGCACCUCCCAAAGUGGAGUUGAAGAAGAUUCCGCCAACGAGAGCAAAAUCACCCAAGCUUGGGCGUCCAAAGAGCUUUACGACAGCUGAAGCCGAAGGAAACAAUAGCCACUCCUGUCAAACGGGUCGGUUGAGCCUUGACGAGAAAGUCUCCCGAAACGGCCUUGCCAAAGAAUCCCACCCACAUAUGAAGAAGCCAAACCGAAAGUCCCUUCCCAAAUUGCCUUCUGAAAAAUCAACUUCGGAAAAUCUAACAGAAAUCACUCCCAAACAACCACAGAAAGAAAUGAACCUGGAUUCUGAGGCAGCUAUUACCAUUGGACAGAACAAGACUGAAUCCAUGUCAGAUGAGCCUGCCGAGACCGAGGAGCAACCAAAGCCCACUGAGCAGGAGCCUGUAAAUGUAGUUGCUUCUGGUGAGCCAUCGGCAGAGCAGCAAUGAAAGAGGGUGUGACAUAUUAAUGGGAAUGUCCAUUGUGGCGUAUUAAUGGGAAUGUCGAUUGCAUUUUUCUUAAAAUAAGAAAGAAGUCGACAAUAAGACUGGAGAUAAAUUGUCUUAGAUGGACGAAGGCAUGAGAGGAUUUUGUAUUGUGGCUUGUGAUGUUAUUUUUUUGUUCAGAGUCGCUGCGAGGUACCUGGGCUUAUAGCGUGCUUUCAUAUUUGGCUAUUAGAACUUGUGCCUGAAUUUGCAAUACUGUAUUAUUUUCAA
Molecule: messenger RNA, 2112 nt
Organism: Magnolia sinica
Lineage: Eukaryota; Viridiplantae; Streptophyta; Magnoliopsida; Magnoliales; Magnoliaceae
Product: protein WVD2-like 5
Exons: 9
Coding region: 406-1845 (479 amino acids)
Molecular function (GO): microtubule binding
Source: RefSeq, a predicted model, not a curated record